GUCUUCUUCACCAAAAUGGCUGCACACUGGUGGCUCCUCCGCGCAAUCCAAUCCUUCGAAGAUCACAUCGUCGCAUCCGUACGCCUCCAUCCUCAAUCCCCAUCCCAAUCUAACAUAUCUCAGAUCCUCCGCCAACCGGGUUUCCACCGCGCAGUAACACGCAUCCACAAGACCAUCCACGAGAAGCAACACGGACGAAAUCCGCACGAGCCUUUGGCACCGGGCGAGGCGACGGCGGAUCCGAAUACAUCUGGUAAAAAUUCACAGUUUGCGAAGCAUUUUCUGGAUGAGAUCAAGAAUCAGUUUCGGGGGAAGCCGACGGAUAUAACGAGGAAGUGAAAGAGAUGGAUUAAUGAUUUAUGAUACCCGGUUACUCUGCGAUUAACAACGAUUGGAUGUGAUGGUGGGAGGCACAAGAGUUGGAUUGGAGGAUGUUGGAUAAGUGAAUGGAAC
Fusarium oxysporum Fo47 is the source of this 453-nucleotide messenger RNA. RefSeq lists its product as uncharacterized. NCBI's taxonomy places the organism in Eukaryota, Fungi, Ascomycota, Sordariomycetes, Hypocreales, Nectriaceae. Bases 16 to 339 code for a protein of 107 amino acids. The transcript is spliced from 2 exons. The record is from RefSeq and is a predicted model, not a curated record.